This is a messenger RNA of Gossypium arboreum, 633 nucleotides long. RefSeq names its product protein transport protein Sec61 subunit gamma. Lineage: Eukaryota; Viridiplantae; Streptophyta; Magnoliopsida; Malvales; Malvaceae. Gene Ontology annotation, cellular component: Ssh1 translocon complex; membrane. Gene Ontology annotation, molecular function: transmembrane protein transporter activity. Gene Ontology annotation, biological process: protein targeting; post-translational protein targeting to membrane, translocation. The transcript has 3 exons. The coding region runs from base 110 to 319 and encodes 69 amino acids. The record is from RefSeq and is a predicted model, not a curated record.
UAAAUAAUAUAACAAUUAUUAUAUCAAGUAUAUCGACAACCAGGUUUACAGAGUUGAAGGGAAAACAAAAAUCAAACUCUACCUUCAAAACUAGGAGAAAAAACUAAAAAUGGAUGCAAUUGACUCAGUUUUUGAUCCGCUAAGAGAGUUCGCUAAGGACAGUGUUCGUCUUGUCAAGAGAUGCCACAAGCCCGAUCGUAAAGAAUUUACGAAAGUAGCGGUCCGUACAGCUAUCGGAUUCGUGGUUAUGGGAUUCGUAGGAUUUUUCGUCAAGCUCAUCUUUAUCCCUAUUAACAACAUUAUUGUUGGAUCCAGUUAGAUUUUGAGGAUCAUGCUUAGGCCAUCUUAUGCUCAAAUUGCAGCCUUGCUUCAUGUUACAGACUCACAGGAAGGACAGGAGCCGGUAGAAAUUUUCAACACUGAGAUAAAAGAAAGAACUGUAUGUUUUUAGAUUGAGAGCUAUAUCAUGUGAGUUUUUGAACUAGUUUUAAUUUAAGCCUUGGGUUGUCUUAUAUUCGGUUUUGUUGUAAUAGAAUCUUGUUGAAGCAAGUGAGUUUUGGUCUAAAUGAAUUUUAUGUUCAGGCUAACAGUGUACUUGAUGAUAUAAUCCAAUGAAAUAUCCGUAAAACUCAA